Molecule: messenger RNA, 7031 nt
Organism: Ostrinia nubilalis (European corn borer)
Lineage: Eukaryota; Metazoa; Arthropoda; Insecta; Lepidoptera; Crambidae
Gene: Ge-1
Product: enhancer of mRNA-decapping protein 4
Exons: 29
Coding region: 110-4570 (1486 amino acids)
Biological process (GO): deadenylation-independent decapping of nuclear-transcribed mRNA
Cellular component (GO): P-body
Molecular function (GO): protein binding
Source: RefSeq, a predicted model, not a curated record
GGUCGGCUUCUGAGGGAACGUUUUGCAUUAUUUUUGCUGAAGUUAAAAUUUUUCUGUCGUACUUUCAGUAGUUGCAAAAUUCAUGAGGAAUUUACAAGACUAGGAAAUUAUGCAACCAGCGACAAUGCUUCCGAAACUUACGGAAACCACCCAAACCAUAUCAUUCUCUGAGGGGGAUGGUGUGUGCAGCGCAGAGGUUUUUGCGAACCAAGUGGUGGUGACCACAAACGCAGGGAACCACAACCACGGCAGCUCUAAGGUGAAGCUCAAGAACCUUGUGGACUACAACUGGGAGCCCAAGUUUUAUCCCGGCCAGCUGCUCGCUAUACACUUGAGCGGGAAAUACUUGGCAUAUUCAAUUAAAGCACCCAAUGCGGUGAACCCAGGAACAUGGAGUGGAAUGGUGCGCGUUGUCUACAACACGGAACCGGGCAUCGACAGACGAGCCUUGAUCAAAGGCAUGAAAGGAGAGGUGCAAGAUUUAUCAUUUGCCCACAUACAGAAAGAAGUGGUGCUAGCAUGUAUUGACGAACAUGGCAACUUUUAUGUCCAUGAGAUUGAAGCUACUGACAGUGGAUUACGGUGCACGCUUAUAGCAGAGGUGCGCGAAGAGACGGGCUCGCUGGGCGCGUGGCACCGCGUCGUGUGGUGCCCCUACAUCCCCGACGACGACGACGACGCGCCCAGCGACGACGUCGCACGGCUGCUGCUCACGACACACAAUAAUAUCGCUCGCAUGUGGAACAUCCGCGCGGCGGCGACGGGCUCCGGCGCCGCGGGCGCUUGCGGCGGCGCCGUGUGGGGCGGCGAGCACUCGGCGCCGCUCGUGGACGCCGCCUUCUCGCCCGACGGCACCGCGCUCGCCACCGCCUCGGCCGACGGCUACGUCAUGUUCUUCCAGGUGUACAUGCACAACGAGAGCAGCCCGCGCUGCCUGCACAAGUGGCAGCCGCACGCCGGCAAGCCGCUCAGCUGCCUCUUCUUCCUCGACAACCACAAGAAUUACAAUUCAGAUGUCCAGUUCUGGAAGUUCGCAGUGACGGGUGCCGAGAACAACACAAGCAUCAAGAUCUGGUCGUGCAAGUCGUGGAACUGCCUGCAAAGCAUCUCGUUCACGACUGGCCCCUCGGCCGAACCAGCUAGCCUGGGGCUCAAGGCUAUGCUGGAUUCCAGCGCUAGCUACCUCAUACUUUCUGACUUUAAGGCGCGAAGCCUUUACGUAUUGAACAUGGCACGCGACGCGGAGGACAGCACAGCCUACUGCAGGAGUAUCUCCGAGUUUCUGCUGCCCUACCCCGUGCUCAGCUUUUGCAUCGUCGAUGCCGAAGAAGAACAAGCCAAGUGCGAGUCAAGCUGCGACGACCCCUUCCACCGCAACGGCUCCGGCGACGACGCUCCCGCUGAGCCCGAUGACUUCGACUUACAAGGCCACGAGAGCCCCAGUGCGGAGUGCGGCGAGUCUGGGCGGCGCGUGCGCGUGCGGCUGUACAUCGUGCAGCCCAAAGGACUCCAGGAGGGCGAGCUGGUAUAUGCGCAGCCCAGCCCGCGCACGCAUGGUCUCUCGGACCUCGCGCUGGAGCCGCCGGCGGCGUGCGAGGCGCCCGGCAUCGCGUCCAGCAUCCUGCAGCAGCAGAGCCAGCAGCUCAAGAGCCUGCUCAUGAGCAAACAGACGCAGCCGGGCAGCCUUAUCGGGCAACGACCGGAAUCGCCCGUCAUCACGCCGCAGCUAAACCUCAUGACUCCUGACGCUUUCAGCUCACCCGGCAAGCGCGAAGAAGACGACCCACCCCUGUCGGCGACGCCUGACGUCACCGGCGUUUCGCGCACCUCCACAGGAGGCUUAGUGGUAAGCGACAGCGUCAGCGGAGGCACGAGCGCCAGCGGGGGCAGCGGCGCGCUCGGCGGCGCCAAGCUCGCCUCCGCCGGCUCCAGCCCCAGCCGCGAGGUCCAGGAGAUCAUGGCGCACGGCGACUACUACCCCCCCAUGCAGGUACCCCUUAACACGUUGGACGCCACACGGCUCACCGCGGCGCGGGAGCGGGCAACGAGCGGGCAGCGGCGCUUGAGCGGGCAACUAGCGGGCAGCGCACUCCUUCUUUUGCCCACAAUUAUUCGAGCGUUAGGAAUAAAUUUGAAUCGAAAUAAAAUUGUCGCCGUUGUUCAAACUUUUCGUUUGCGAAUAAAAACAAAUAUCUCGACAACACAACCCCGAAUACAUCAUUUCGCCGCUAAAGCGCCGCGCGAGCUGCCCGCUUGUUUCGAGAACGGGUCUGCGUUGCCCGCCCCGCUCCCGCGCCGCCGCCGCUGCCCGCUAAACUCGAGGCUGAGGCCUUACUGCGCCGGGACAAGGCUCACAUUCCAACUGCACCGGCCCAGCCCCAGCCGCGAGGUCCAGGAGAUCAUGGCGCACGGCGACUACUACCCCCCCAUGCAGGAAAACGACGACGUAGAGGAAGAUACAGAACCGGAAGUUCCAAUCACAGUCAUAACUCCCACAACUGAGCCGGCUAACGCUCCCGCCAACGCGUCGAGCACGGUCAACGUCGCUGCCUUGACCAACGCGGCCAAUUUGGCCAACGUUGCAAAUCUGACUAACGCAGCUAACAUGGCUAACGUUGCAAAUUUGACUAACGCUGCCAACAUUGCCAAUGUGGCUAGUUUGACCAACGCCGCCAAUUUGGCCAAUGUUGCCAGUUUGACCAACGCGGCCAACUUGGCCAAUGUGGCCAAUCUCCCGGCGGCGCUGGCGGGCGCGGCGCGCAGCGAGCUGUUUGUGCCGCCGGAAAAGCCGCCGCCACCCGGCAAGCUCGUGCAUUCAAACAGCGACACGUCCUGGCCCCAAAUCUCGCUCGCGCAGAUAUCGGAGGCCAAUCAGCGCAAGGCGUCGAGCGACAAGUCGAGCAGCCAGUCGCUCAACGCGUCGCUGCUGACCGCCAACGACCGCGACCGCGACACGCCGGCUGAGCGCGCUAGACUUGACGCCUUGGACCUGAAGCUGGAUAAACUCACAGACAAGUCGAGCAGCCAGUCGCUCAACGCGUCGCUGCUGACCGCCAACGACCGCGACCGCGACACGCCGGCUGAGCGCGCUAGACUUGACGCCUUGGACCUGAAGCUGGAUAAACUCACAGUACAUGUCCAAUGUCCAUGUCUCGACAAGUCGAGAAGCCAGUCGCUGCUGACUGCCAACGAUCGCGACCGCGACCGCGACACGCCGGCUGAGCGCGCUAGACUUGAUGCCCUGGACCUGAAGCUAGACAAACUCACAGACAAGUCGAGCAGCCAGUCGCUCAACGCGUCGCUGCUGACCGCCAACGACCGCGACCGCGACACGCCGGCUGAGCGCGCUAGACUUGACGCCUUAGACCUGAAGCUGGAUAAACUCACAGGUUGCUGGGAGCGCAUAGCGCGCGUGGGCGAGGCAGCUAGCGGUCGCGCGGCGCAAGCGGCGGGGCUGGGCGCGGCACGUGCGUUGGAGCCGCUGGCGGCCGCGCUGCAGCACGAGCUGGCCGCCAAGCUGUCCGCCACCGACCACCUGCUGCGCGACAACAUCGACAAGCUGGCCAACAGCAAGACCAUGAUGGAGCGGCUAAGCACAUCAAUAGCGAAAUCCCUCUCAGACAUGGUGCGCGAGUCAUUCCGCGAGACACUCUUCGAAUGCGUGGUGCCCGCCAUGGAGAAGGCGCACGCGCAACUGUUCCGGCAGAUCAACGGCGCCUUCCAAAACGGCACUAAGGAAUUCGCGGCCAACACAGAGGCGGCCGCGCGCGCCGCGGCGGAACGGGGCGGGGCGGCCGCCACCGCGUCUCUCCGCGCUGCCCUCGACCGCCACGCCGCAGCCCUGGCCGCCGCCGCCGCCAACCACCCCUCCCCGCACCACUAUGCGCCCGCCUUGCAAGAAGCGAACACUUGCAUCGCUCCGGCCGCCGUGUCUCUCCGCGCUGCCCUCGACCGCCACGCCGCAGCCCUGGCCGCCGCCGCCGCCAACCAUCCCUCCCCGCACCACUAUGCGCCCGCCUUGCAAGAAGCGGCACACAGUGUUCUGGAGAAGGAGAUGGUAUGGUGGCGCGAGCAGGCGCGCUCGCUGGCGCUGCAGGUGUCGCGCGCGCACUCGCCCGCCACGCCCGCCGCCUCGCACGCCUCCUCCAUGGACCGCCAGAUGCAAGUGGCUCAGAUCCAAUCACUAAUGAGCAGCGGCGACAUGAACGGCGCGUUCCAACUAGCUCUCUCAGCUUCGGACCUGACGCUGGUGAUGUCUGCGUGCCGCGCCGCCGAGCCCGCGCGCGUGUUCGGGCCGCCCUGCCAGCUCAAACAGCACGUGCUGCUGUCGCUCGUGCAGCAGCUGGCAGCUGAUAUGUCGCGGGAUACUGCUCUCAAACACAGAUACUUAGAAGAGGCGAUAAUGAACCUGGACACGUCAAACCCAGUCACACGCGAGCACUUACCGGUCGUAGUGCGCGAGCUUCAGAAGCAGGUGUGCGCAUUCCUAUCGGCGCAGCCGUCGCACGCGCUGGCGCGGCAAUUCAAGAUGCUGCUGAUGGCCGCCGACUCGCUGGUCAAGGCCGCCUGACCGCCCGCCUGCCGCUGCCGCUGCCGCGCGCACCACUACUGACUAGUGACGACGUAGUGAUGUGACAGUGACGGACUGUGAAGUGACGUGUUGAUGUGACGAUAUUACUAGUGACGCAGCUGAGAGUUUUUAGUUUAGCCAGCAACGAGAAAAAACUAGAAUUAAAAAAAAUGUAUUAGGCGGUUAUCACACUGCGUGAUUUCAUAUAAAAAAUCCCGCGCGCGGACGUUGUCAGUGUGUGCCGCGCGUGUUUUCUAUACAAACUGUACUUGCAUACAAUGAUUAAAUCUGUCGUCCCGCGUACCGCGGCGGAGCGCGGCGCAGUGUGAUAAUUUUGAUCAAGUCACCGUUGCUGGCUGAUACAUAAAACGCUGUGUUGCUUGUCUACGAUACGUCCGCUGGCGGAUUUCGUCAAAUGUGUGAUUCAGGAACCAGUGAAGAGAAAUUGAAGAUUCUAUCGAGAUUCAGUUUGUAUUACGAAAAUAUCUAUGAACAAAAUCGUAGACAGGCUGUGUGUGUAUAAAUGCGAUGUUGGUAAUGCAUAAAUGUUAAACUUGUGUGCUAUAGACACUGUCACGUGCGGAUUUUUUACAAAAUGAGUAGAUUUAGCGCUUAGUGGAUCAAGUGCUGCGCUAUUGUGAUAGACAUUGUUCACACUACUAGGAUUAGAAAAUGUUUCAAUAUAAAACUAUGUAUUUCAUUUUGUUAUUAUCACAUUGACUCCUCCUGUCUAAAAGUAUAUCAAAACUCAUGUCACAUUUCAAAAGAAAUUUUUUUCAAUUUGUAUGAUUUUUGUGUUUAAACUUACCUACUUCAGAUGAUAUGAUUUUGAGAAAUGCCAAUCCGACAAUAGCAGCUAAUAAAUGGUGCCAUGAGAAAGGUGGCUUUAAAUGUUGUUUAGUACACAUGUUCCUACUUACAAUACACAAUAUACUGCCAUACUUUUGAUAGAAGUUUAUUCAUGAUGCCUAACUAAACAUAAACAGCUAAGAACCGUUUCAAUUUCAUACUAUGUGAGGUUGCAUUUUUGUAAGUUACAAAUUAGCAGUUUGUAUAACUUUGAAGUUACAAAAAUAAACACUCCUAGUUGUAAUAAAGAAUUUGAAUUUGAAUUACUAAUAAGGAUCUAAUAUAUUGUUUCGUGUUGGCGUUAUUCUAAAGGGAGGUAUCUCUGCUGUAUUAUUAUCACACAUUUUCUUCACGUUACUACUAUUUGUCUCACUCUCGUGCCCUUUCAGUACUUUACCUAUUUCAUAUACCUCGUGCGUAAAGCUUCAAGUGCACAUUUCCGAUAGGUAGUACUUACAACUUGAUGACAUGACUGAAUUCAAUGACUGAUAAAUUGAUAUAAGUCAACACCUAUCUUUGACUAUUUUAAGAUCCUAAGCUCCCUAUUGCUCCAGUGUUGGGCCAUUUAUACCUUUAAAAGGGUGUUCAAUAUAUGCAUUAAGUAUAUUGUUACAAGUUACUGUGAUGAGUCAAGUGUAACUCUGUGUACAAAUGCGAAGCUGCCUGAUAGAUUAGAGUUAAGUGCUUAUUGUAGGACUAUGACUGCUGAAUGUGCUCAGUGUGGAUAAAUGUAUAACAAAAACAUGAGAAAUCCCACUGGUAUGUAUUAUGUGAAUGUUUCAAUGUUUCUUCUUGAUUAAAUCUAUUUCGCUGAACAGAUUAUUUAUCGGCAUACAUGCUUCGGAUAACAUCAAAGUAUUAAAAAAUAAAGCAUGGUAGGUAAUGCUUGUUUGCACAGUUAACUCAAAAGUGUGUAUGGACUACUCAGUGGUGAUAUUGUAUUUAUUUCGUAUGCUUUAAGUGCAAGAAAUUGUUUCUUCGUUUAGUAGCCAGUACCACCGCGAAGUGCGUAACGCACAGAGAAGCAGCUUUAUCUGUGGUCAUGGAGCUAUAACGUAUAUAUAUAUAUAUAAUCAUUUUGGAAAGAACAUCAUCAUCACAAAAUAAACAGUAGAGAGGUCUCACCUCAUAUUGACCAACUGACCAAAUCCCAGAUAACAGUUCUCACUUAAAUUCAGGUCGUAAACGAUUUGCUAACAUUUCUCUGUAAAUCUACCAACGCACAGCUCAACCAACAAGACCAAUGCUUUUAUCAAGUAAUUUUUAACAUUUUUUCUUAAUUAAGAUCUGACAAUUAAAAGUUUAUUGUUUUAGGUGUCGUUAAAUUGUUGCUUCUAUUUAUAUUAUUGAAACUUAAAUCUAGAAAUUUAGUUUGAGAUUUCUUACUAUUAACUCAUUGCCUCAUUUGUUUUUUCUCGUAUGCGUGACGUUGCGUUGCGACUGGCCGUAGGGCCCCAAGAUAUUCAGUUACUAUAGAAGUAUUUAAUUACUGUAGAAAGCUAGAACAUUAAUUGAUUUGACAGAUUUUAGUUUAUUAUAACGAUGAUUGUCACAGAUCGAGAGUAAGUAUUUAUAAGAAAAUGUAUAAAUAAAUGAAACUAUUGAUUUGUAA